AUGCAAGUCAACGAGCGUAAAUGCGUGGUAAUAUCUUUUAGUAAAUCCCAAGCUGACAUCCAAUAUCCCUACACUAUCAAUGAAAUUGCUCUUAAUUAUGUCUCAUCUUGUAGGGACCUUGGAGUUAUCUUUGAUAAUCAUCUAUCGUUUACCAAUCAUUACGCUGCUAUAGCUGCAUCAGCUCUCAAGACCUUGAGAUUUGUAAUUAGAAUGACAAAAAAUUUUAAAAAUCUAGUAGCAAUUAAGGCCCUAUAUUCAGCCCUCGUUCGACCUAAGUUAGAGUAUGCGUCGGUUAUCUGGUCACCGACCUAUAAAAAGCAUAUACAGAGCCUCGAAAUAAUACAACGUAAAUUCAUUAAAUAUCUUGUCUACAAGAAAACUGGUGACUAUCCGGUUCGUGGAACCGAUUAUCUCGAUUUAUGUAGGAGCACUAAUAUGCUGACUCUCGAAGAGAGAAGAAAAUGUGCGGCGGUAUUAUUUGUUAUGGGUGUUUGUAGGAGUCUUAUUCACAGCCCAAAUUUCCUCUCCUUGCUCCCUAUUAAACUCCCAUCGCGUAACCUCAGAUCCUCGAAUCUCUUCCAUCUUCCUCUAGUGAGAUCGACUUUGGCACAGGCAUCUCCAUUGUAUAGACUCUCAGCAAUUUGUAAUUUCGUCGUUGCCAAUAAUAAUGAUGAGGAUCUUGAACUUGAUCUUUUCGGAUACAAUCAACCGCUCACUCCUAGUACUCUUACGUCAAUAAUUCUGAAAUUGCGGGAUACCGAUACUUAA
Messenger RNA from Cotesia glomerata, 768 nucleotides. RefSeq lists its product as uncharacterized. The record is from RefSeq and is a predicted model, not a curated record. The coding region runs from base 1 to 768 and encodes 255 amino acids. The transcript has a single exon. Lineage: Eukaryota; Metazoa; Arthropoda; Insecta; Hymenoptera; Braconidae.